UGGCGCGUUAGAGUUCAGGGCCCCGCAAAUCUUGUCGCUACCGUUAGCGAUAUGGAAAAUGGUACAUACGAGGCCAAGUUUUUACCCAUGGAGCCUGGGACCUACUCCUUACAGAUAAUGUUAGACUAUACCCUCUGUCACGGGCUUAAAAACCCGCCUCCUGAUUGGUUUAUGAGAGGCUGUCGACACGGAUCGUUUCAAAGACCAGAAACACUAACGACAUCAGACGACUACAUCAAUACACCGCUUUAUUAUGGAGCAUAUUUCACGGUCCAAGUUCCUCCUACCGUGCAAAAAGAUGCCCAGUACUUAGAUUCUCUGUUUAGCAGCAGUACCCAAUGGUGUAAUGAGGGAUGCACCCUUCUUGCGGACGGUUUUGGAAGAUGGGUGAACAACAACUGGUCGCCCUAUAAAACCUCUGACUCCAGUGACCCGAGGUCAGGGCACAGGCAGGGAUCUGGUGUCUUAUGGAUUUACGGCGACUCGCACAAUCGACGGUUUCACGAAUCAGUGCAAAACCGACAGCUGUGUUCUCGUGUAUUCCGAGCUUGUUAUCAUACCAAUGUAUGGGUCUACUGGCUGGGAACAGUGAGCUCAAACGAGGUGGAUCUUUGUUACGGAGGUCAUGACCUCAAUGUUACACAAGUCCUGGAAGAAUUGCGCUCAGUUGUAACACAGCCAUUAAUGGAUGAAGAUAGCGCCUUGGUACUCAACACAGGAGUCCACCUCUUAAAAAGCACGAGCUUUAGAAAUUAUCAGAAGAUAAUUAAAGGUUUCAUUCGUCUUUUAAGACAGAAUUAUCUCGGGAGGGUUGUUUGGAAGACAACACCCUCCCUCGGGAAACAGACAGAGCUGUACACAGGUUGUUGUCGACGCUUUCAUACUGAGCAGCGAAUUAAGCUGUUCAACGCUUACGCCAUGAAGAAAAUGUGUGAAGCUGGUAUCCCUAUCUUGGAUGUCUAUCAGAUGAGCGCAGCAUACCCAGGAGGCACUAUUGACGGUGUUCACUUUCCACCAUUUGUAUUCUACCCAGCAGAAGAUGCCUUAGAGAGAUACUUUAUGAGAUGAUGUUACUCCAUCAGCUUUAGCUCACCAUAGCGAUAGUUCCCCCUUUAUAUUCUUUUGGUGACGACUGAUCCCCCCUCCGUUCACUGACAUCAUCCCCUCCCCCACCCCCCUGGUGAUAAUAAUUAUAAGUUCUAAGUGCGUCAUUUUUCCUCUUUGAAUUAUUUACUGUUCUUGAGUAAGCGAUAAAUCUGUUGCAUAUGAACUCACUAAAAGAAAAGGAAAUACAGCCAUAGUCUUCGGAGAGUCAAAUUAUUCCCAGAAAGGAAGAUCAAGUAGUGUUCGAUCCUCAGGUUACGGGGAGUU
This is a messenger RNA of Stylophora pistillata, 1371 nucleotides long. RefSeq lists its product as uncharacterized. NCBI's taxonomy places the organism in Eukaryota, Metazoa, Cnidaria, Anthozoa, Scleractinia, Pocilloporidae. The record is from RefSeq and is a predicted model, not a curated record. Gene Ontology annotation, molecular function: protein binding.